This is a messenger RNA of Pyricularia grisea, 627 nucleotides long. RefSeq lists its product as uncharacterized. The record is from RefSeq and is a predicted model, not a curated record. NCBI's taxonomy places the organism in Eukaryota, Fungi, Ascomycota, Sordariomycetes, Magnaporthales, Pyriculariaceae. The coding region runs from base 1 to 627 and encodes 208 amino acids. The transcript is spliced from 2 exons.
AUGGCCACUGUCGACGGUGAUGGUUUUCUAAUAAGCCCAAAGAGAGAGGAAAGGGUACCAGCAAGACUUCUAUCAAGCCUUGAUUUGGUUAAAAGGGUGCCAAAAUGGUAUUCAUCGCGCGAGGUCCAGAUAAUUCCAAUAGCAAAGUCUGGCAAGAACAAGAAUCCGCUUUUAUCCACUCCAUCCAAAGUACUCACCGACAAUGUCAUUUGCCAUUUCAAAGGCUUUACGGGUGGACAUAAAGGAGCUUUCCAAGAACUUGAUAGUUAUUGCAAACUAUCCAUUGGGUUAGCCACCGGCGGAAUCCCAUGCGACUUAUGCAUUUGUCGACUUCAUGGUCUGGUAUGCGAUAACUCUUCGGAACAAGCACGCAUUGUCGGAAUGCUACUAGAGUAUAUCAAGCCCAAGAUCACUCCUGCACCCAGCACACUGACGAAUGUGGCUAUGUCAGUCGACAAUGAAAUUCGGCGAUGUUGGUCCCAAGAGCUGGAAUCGAACAUUCGCUGUCUUCAUAGAGCUGUGGGCGGCUAUACUCUCUCAUGGGUCAGUCCCGAAAACUGUGGGACGACGGAUGGUGACCUUGAGGGCUUGUCGAAGAUAAAGUCCUGGCUUAGUACCUAUAAUUGA